This is a messenger RNA of Anguilla anguilla (European eel), 3236 nucleotides long. RefSeq names its product G protein-coupled receptor 107 (gene gpr107). Gene Ontology annotation, cellular component: Golgi apparatus; membrane; clathrin-coated vesicle. The coding region runs from base 52 to 1704 and encodes 550 amino acids. Gene Ontology annotation, molecular function: clathrin heavy chain binding. Gene Ontology annotation, biological process: clathrin-dependent endocytosis. The transcript is spliced from 18 exons. Lineage: Eukaryota; Metazoa; Chordata; Actinopteri; Anguilliformes; Anguillidae. The record is from RefSeq and is a predicted model, not a curated record.
GCGUGUUUUCCUGUUUUCUUGCGGAAGUCAGGCUGCGGUUAUCGUUCAAACAUGGCGACCGACAAAAGAUGGUUAUUUACGGGUGUUUUGGUCAUUUUUAUAUUAAUCACAGAAAGCCAUUGCAGGCUACACCAUCUCGAACUUAAGGACGACGUCCGACGGAAGGUGCAUUUGAACACUUUCGGGUUCUACAAGGAUGGUUACAUGACUGUCAACAUGAGCCGGCUGUCCCUGAGCGGAGACAGUCCUGAAAAUAUUGACGACUCUACGAUUGGAUUCAGUCUAGAUAGGACCAGCAGCAAUGGAUUCUCUACGUUUUCGGAUGAAGAUAUUGACUACUGCAUUCUAAAGAAGCUCCCCAGUAGUGACUUGGCGGUUGCCCUGCUGCUGAUCGACUUCAAUAAGAAAGUAGUGAGGAUGAAGACCUCAGCUGAGGAGAACAUUUUCCCCAACAUCAUUUCGGGCCUUGCCAAGCCCUCCCCGGAAACAGAGGGGAAGGAUCUGGAGAAAGCGGGUGAGGCUGAACCAAAACCUGAAACCAAACCUGAACCCCAGCCCACAGUCAAAGCAGAUGGUCAGAGUAAAUCCAAACGAGACACUUCAGAGGCAAAUAAGUCAGAGGUGUCUUAUCCUCUGCAGCAUAAGGAUGGAGUCUACUCCUUCCAGUUUUACUUCAACGUCACCACGGACAACCAGCAGGGCCUCUACAACCUGUACUUCCACAACUGCUACAGCAAGGAGCCCCAGACCAACGGGAUGCUCCGCUUCAGCAUCGAGAUCAACAUCGUGGAGAAGAACCCCGAGAGCUUCCUGUCCGCGGGGGAGAUCCCGCUGCCCAAGCUGUACAUCAUCAUGUCCGUCUUCUUCUUCCUCAUCGGCACGCUCUGGGUGCACGUCCUCCGAACACACAGAGCUGAUGUGUAUAAGAUCCACUGGCUCAUGGCAGCUCUUCCCUUCACCAAGUCUCUGUCGCUGGUGUUCCACGCUAUUGAUUACUACUACAUAUCCAAUCAGGGCUUUCCAAUAGAGGGCUGGGCCGUGGUGUAUUACAUCACCCAUCUCCUGAAGGGGGCGCUGCUGUUCAUCACCAUCGCCCUGAUUGGGACGGGGUGGGCCUUCGUCAAGCACAUCCUGUCCGACAAGGACAAGAAGAUCUUCAUGAUAGUCAUCCCCCUGCAGGUCCUGGCCAACGUGGCCUACAUCAUCAUCGAGUCCACGGAGGAGGGCACCACGGAGUACGGGCUAUGGAAGGAGGUGCUGUUCCUGGUGGACCUGCUCUGCUGUGGAGCCAUCCUGUUCCCUGUGGUCUGGUCCAUCAGACACCUGCAGGAGGCCUCGGCUACAGAUGGGAAAGCUGCCAUUAACCUGGCCCAGCUCAAGCUCUUCAGGCACUAUUAUGUGAUGAUUGUGUGUUACAUAUAUUUCACCCGCAUCAUUGCUAUCCUGAUAAAAUUCAUUGUUCCCUUCCAGUGGAAGUGGCUCUACCAGCUCUUGGAUGAGUUGGCCACUCUCGCCUUCUUCUUCCUGACGGGGCACAAGUUCCGCCCCGCCUCCUACAACCCCUACCUGCUCCUGUCUGUGGAGGAUGACGAGGACCUGGAGAUGGAAGAUGUGGUGACCACGUCAUUGGGUGUGACCGAGGGAGUGAAGAAGGUGAAGAAGAUUUCAAACGGGCCUUCAGAGGAGAGGGAGACCGUGGCGUGAGGGGGAGGGAAGGAGGGGACACCUCAGGACUGAACCUCAAUGGCCAUUAAGAUUUUUUUGGCCUUUUUUUUUUUUUUUUGGAACUCGAUGGGAUCUUCACAUGAGCUGAGACUCGCAGUGCAGACCCCUUAUCCAGUACUAACCCCCCACCCAUAGCCCCCGCCCUGCCCGCACACACACACACACACAUAAACACACAUAAACACACAAACUCACACACACACAGACACACACUCACACACACACACACACACACAAACUCACACACACACACACACACACACACACACUCACAUACACACACUUAAGCAUCUCCCCAGAAGAAGGAAGCAUGCAGUCAUACACACGAUGUCUGUAUAGCUGCAUACAUGUAAGCAAGUACCUCUGCUGUAUACAACGUCGUCUGUCUUCAAAGGGAUUGGGAUUUUUUCCCCUCUAUUUUCUUCCUUAAUUUAUCCGAACGCUUGGUUUUUAGAAGAAAAGUUACAUUGGACUGGAUUUAUGUUUUUAUUUAUUUUCUUUUAACAUUUUUAUAAUAUAUUUCAGAUUCUCUCCGGAUUGGUUAACCUCCAUGCCUCUCUCUCCUAUCACCAGAUAUACUCCAGUAACCAUAAGAACCCAAUGUGUGCACUUUAUUUUUCAGCACCGGUAUUGCUGCCGAUACUUCGUCUAAAAGCAUAUUCAACUUUGUACGUGAAAAAGUGGUUCAUGCACGCCGCUGCACUGGAGGCUGGGGCAGACUUCGCUAACUUGUUUUUUUUUUGUUUGUUUUUGGGUUUGCUUUUAUAACUUAGCCGAUUAGUACCGUUUGUGUUAUUUCAGAGGAAAGGUGAGACUUUCGUUAGCUCGCGCUAGUUACUCUCUGUGGUUGAGAGCCGUUACUUAGGCUAACACCGGAGCACUGACGUUUACUGGAACCAGACACUGCAGCAUUUCAGGGAUACAGCCAUCUUCACUCAAACUCUAAAGUGUGCUGGUACUAACGGCUACAUGUUAUAGGGGCAUUUCGAUAGCAAUGUGAAUAUAAAUGAGCCUGCUGACGAACAUACAGCAAUUCAAACGCUCCAUUGAUUUGAGUACUAUGGGGUUUUCUGGUCAGGCAUUCCGUCAGGUGAAACCGUUGAUUUGCGUCAUGGGAGCGAUGACCGUGAGCAGGUGCCCUCUUGUGGCAGGCCGAGAUAUUGCAAACUUUAGAUUGCACAGUAAAUGCAUGUGACAGUGCAAAACAAAAUCAUAAUAAUUUCUAUCUAACCAAAAUGAGAGCAUUGACCAGGGUAUUCUGCCUGUCUCUGGUGUGGAAUUUCCUGUGUUUGGUGUCCUCGAUGUACAUGUUUUUUUUUUUAAAUCUAACCUUUAUUUGCUUAUUUUUCUUUAGGUUUUUUAAAUGGUUUGCAUUUGUAAAUAACAGUGCUUUUGUUUUUUUUUUUUUGAUUUAAUAAAACAAUGUGACGAACAUUGAAAUGUGUAAAUUGUAAAGCGAUGAGCCGUGAUCUUGUGAAUGUUUGAACUUCAUAAAUAAGACUUGUGGAAUC